UCGCCAUGGCAAUAGGGGGAAUCGUAUUAGUAGUGCUAAAGGUUCUAGCCACCUUUCUACCGACGGACGGUACAAAGGUGUGGCUACCGACGGUGGACAUAACGCAAGGUGUCAACUGGGAAGCAGGCCACUUUCCCUCUUCCGGCGAUGCGAUCGUUUUCCCCACAAAAUUGAAUGGGUUGAUAGCGCUUCCUCCCAGCCUACUGUCUGUGUCGCAGCUGGUGCUUCCCCAGAACGGUGCACUAUUGCUUCCGGAAGAUUCGUUCAUCUUGAGUUUGGUCUCUCAGCAAGCUGGCAAAACUAGUUCCCGCUCGGUGUUUAAGACGCCACACCGUACGCCCUACUAUCUGGGCAGAAACUGGGCCACGUAUGAUGAUAGUGGCAAGUUGGAUGGAGCAGCUCGUAUAAAUGAAGCAGUGCCACAUAUGGAGCGAGUUCCAUGCCAAUACGAAACUGCCCUCUUUCCGGUGGGUCCCCCAGUAAGCCGCAUCGGCACACCACAGCCGAUCGAUGUGCAAUAUCAUGAGUCGAUCGAGGUGGGUAACAUGAAAAUAGGGGCGGAUGAUGGUAUCGAAGGUAUUGGCAGCUUUCAAAGCUUUCUCAACACUGAGCUGGGUCAGUAUUUGUUCUACAACGCGGACGACACAAUCGUGCGUGAGGGUAAGUGUUCGAAUGCAGAGAAAUGCCCUUGCCAGGAGGAACAUCAGCGUGACGCCAUUUGCUCGAACGAACUACCCUGCCCGUUGCCACACUGCCUCUCGCCGGUACAACCCGCGGGUCACUGUUGUCCAAUGUGUGGCAGUGUGUUCCGCAUGGACAUUGCCAAGUUUCGGGGCACGUUUGAGCUGCAAGCAUUCAUCGAUAAGCUGCGUCGCAAGCUAACUUCCGGCGAGCUGGAUGAUUCGGCCAUCGACUAUCACGUCGGAGUAGAUCGAUCCGGCGGUGGUAACGUGGUGCAGGUGGUAUUCGUCGACCGUGGUGAAUAUGGCGAGAAAAGUCUUCAUUUAAUGGACAGUUUGCGACCAUUUUUUGAAAAACAGUUCACCACCGGUUAUCAAAUACUCCACGCUGGCCAACCGCACGUACCACUGGACGGAGGACAAGUUUUUGGAUUCGUUUUCUUGACCCUUCUGGCGACCACGGUGUUCUUCAGUAUGUUCUAUGUCUACUACUAUGAUGAGACGCUCGUUCCUCGGCUACGAGCCGUCAUCCGUACUCAGGGUUUCUUCACCACGCCCUUCGUGUUUGCGCGCUUCGACCCGCACGGUGAGGCUGACGGGAUUUCGGUGAACGUUAACUUUCAACCCGAGGGAGGAGUGGACCCAGUUCCUGAACACCGAUCAUCGAUCGAGACGGACAUGUUGACGGUGGCGGAAGCCUGUUCAUUCGAUAAUCCCAUGUACGGUAGUACCAGCAAAGUAGACACUGGCAAGGAAGCCUACCAGGAGGUGGAAUUACGUGUCAAGUAGCAGCGAACCUACCUUUCCG
Molecule: messenger RNA, 1488 nt
Organism: Anopheles aquasalis
Lineage: Eukaryota; Metazoa; Arthropoda; Insecta; Diptera; Culicidae
Gene: Amnionless
Product: amnion associated transmembrane protein
Biological process (GO): receptor-mediated endocytosis; intracellular protein localization
Cellular component (GO): apical plasma membrane; endocytic vesicle
Source: RefSeq, a predicted model, not a curated record